UAAGAUGCAGGGGCUGAAACGAGUGGCAAAGCAUCAAGCCUGAGCUGCUCUCCAUAAGUUGUGGACUUGCUUAAUUCUGCUGUGCUUAGAGACAUCCUCCCUUUAUCUCAAGGACUGUGUAAUUAGAAAGCCUCCUUUGAAUUUUAUCUGCAGGGCACACGGGAUCUAAUCCUUCGCCCUGGGUGGUUCUUGUCUCCACAGAACCAUGUGAGGGACAUCGCCGGGGCUCAGGACACGCGCGGGGGACGCGGAGUUUGCCUUUCCCAGGAUGGCUCAGAGGAGGAGCUGGCCUCGGGGAGCGGACUCUGAUGGCCGGUCAGUGGCUCUGCUCUGCCUCUUCCUGGCAUCGCUGUCCCGGAACGUGUCCAGCAAUGCCUUGUUCAACACUUUCCACUCGGAGAACCGCGACUGGACGUUCAACCACCUGACGGUGCACCGGGCCACCGGCGCCGUCUACGUGGGGGCCAUCAACAGGGUCUACAAGCUUUCGGGGAACCUGACCAUUCUGGUGGCUCACAAAACCGGUCCCGAGGAGGACAACAAAUCCUGCUACCCACCCCUCAUCGUGCAGCCGUGCAGCGAGGUCCUCACUCUCACCAACAACGUCAACAAGCUGCUCAUCAUCGACUACUCCGAGAACCGGCUGCUGGCGUGCGGCAGCCUCUACCAGGGCGUCUGCAAACUGCUGCGCCUCGACGACCUCUUCAUCCUGGUGGAGCCCUCGCACAAGAAGGAGCAUUACCUGUCCAGCGUCAACAAAACGGGCACCAUGUACGGCGUGAUCGUGCGCUCCGAGGGUGAGGACGGGAAGCUCUUCAUCGGCACGGCGGUGGACGGAAAGCAGGAUUAUUUCCCCACCCUGUCCAGCCGCAAGCUGCCCCGGGACCCGGAGUCGUCGGCGAUGUUGGAUUACGAGCUCCACAGUGACUUUGUGUCGUCCCUCAUCAAAAUCCCCUCGGACACGCUGGCCCUGGUUUCGCACUUCGACAUCUUCUACAUCUACGGCUUCGCCAGCGGCAACUUCGUUUAUUUCCUGACCGUGCAGCCCGAGACCCCCGAGGGCGUCUCCAUCAACUCCGCCAGCGACCUCUUCUACACCUCGCGCAUCGUCCGCCUGUGCAAGGACGACCCCAAGUUCCACUCGUACGUGUCCCUGCCCUUCGGCUGCGUCAAGGGCGACACGGAGUACCGGCUGCUGCAGGCUGCCUACCUGUCCAAGCCGGGUGAGGUGCUGGCCAGGGCCCUCAACAUCACGGCGCAGGAGGACGUGCUCUUUGCCAUCUUCUCCAAGGGCCAGAAGCAGUACCACCACCCCCCCGACGACUCGGCGCUCUGCGCCUUCCCCAUCCGCACCGUCAACGCCCACAUCAAGGAGCGCCUGCAGUCCUGCUACCAGGGAGAGGGCAACCUGGAGCUCAACUGGCUGCUGGGGAAGGAUGUCCAGUGCACCAAAGCGCCAGUCCCCAUCGAUGACAACUUCUGUGGGCUCGACAUCAACCAGCCCCUGGGGGGCUCGGUGCCCGUGGACGGGGUGACACUCUUCACCUCCAGCCGUGACCGCAUGACCUCCGUGGCUUCCUACGUCUACAACGGCUACAGCGUGGUCUUUGUGGGCACCAAGACGGGCAGGCUGAAGAAGCCUCAGGGCAUCGUCCUCCUGCUUCCCUCUACCCUCCUGCUGGAUGAUUGA
This is a messenger RNA of Sturnus vulgaris (Common starling), 1690 nucleotides long. The record is from RefSeq and is a predicted model, not a curated record. NCBI's taxonomy places the organism in Eukaryota, Metazoa, Chordata, Aves, Passeriformes, Sturnidae.